Molecule: messenger RNA, 1759 nt
Organism: Ceratitis capitata (Mediterranean fruit fly)
Lineage: Eukaryota; Metazoa; Arthropoda; Insecta; Diptera; Tephritidae
Gene: ana2
Exons: 1
Coding region: 71-1498 (475 amino acids)
Source: RefSeq, a predicted model, not a curated record
CUAACCUACUGACUACAGUUUGUUGUUUUCAUUUUAUUAAGUUAUAUUUUGUUAUUUGUAGAAAAUAAAAAUGUUUGCACCAGAAACUGAAGACAUGCUCCCGCGUUGCGCGCCUAAGCCUAGUGUACCAUUGAAUAUAAAUACUGCCGCUAUAGUGCGCCCAACAGUGCCUGAAGUGUCUAUUUUGUUUGGCGCUCAACAGCCCAUAAGCACGAAUACAAUAGCUACCACCACUGCAGCAACAUCGGAACCGACACAACAAACUUACGCAGCUUGGAAGAAGCAAGUACUUCCAAAGGUAUCGUUUCCACCAGCUGGUUCUGAAGUAUAUAGCAUUAAUGGUCAUGUGGUAAGCUCAGCCAAUGCAGCAACGCAACCAACCCAAAUUGGCAGUAAUACACAGAUCACUUCAAAUUUAUACCCACUUCGCCCAGUAACCUUUAAUGGAGCACCGGUACCCACCACUGCUAUUAGCACCACAACGGUCUCUAAUAGUCUUAAUGAAAAUACACAAAUGUUGCAAUAUCGUCGUAGUUUAGAGCAGCCCAUAAUUUGUAGUGGAGAGUUAUCCAGACAAGAGAACUUUAAGCGUCGAUCGCUUGAUGCUUGUACAGCAACCGCACAAAUAAACGUGUCAAAACCUGAUGUGCUUACCAUAUGCGCAGGUACACAAACAGAUGCAACUUUACUUGCAGAUAACACAUGCAACGGUAUAUUGACACGCUUGGCGACAAAGGACGAUUUUCAACAGCUACUAUCAAUGUUUGGUGAAAUGCGCAUGGAACAACAGCGACUAAUGAAUAUUGUAGAAUCACUUUACGAUCACCAGAAGUUACAGUCACCAAAACCCCCCGUGAUACUGCAGAAUGCUGGCACACAAUACGAGGAUACCGAUAGCAAUAUUCCUAAAAACAACCAAAUCCGGCCACAAUACGAGAUGAAGGAUGUCGAACCUGCACCGCGUUAUCAUUCGAUAAAGGACCUGCCUGCAUAUACUUUGGAGUCACCCCGUCAACCCGCAGCGCAAUCCACUGCAUACCAACCAUACCGACCGAUGAAACCACUGGCCACCAAUAUUGCGCCAAAUAAGCCAUGUACAGAGCAAAGUAUGCUAAUGAAUGAAUUGGCCUUAAAGUAUUUGCCAAAUGAAAAAUUAAAUGAUUUACUACAAGAACUCAAUAUAUCACCUGCAGCACAGAUGCAAACAACACCUUUGCGACCAAUUGAAAAUAUGGAAAAACGACCAAGCGAUAUAUCAAAUGCUUCUUACAAAUAUUUACAAAAAUAUAGACUAUUACCAGAAGGGCAAAAUGAUGUUAAAGAACAGUUAACACCAAUACGAUCACCAUUGACGCAGGCUACAUGUCAGCACCAACAGCAACAAGAAAGAUCACCAUAUCAACAACCACAACAGCGACAAGCUUCCCCUUGUGUCUCAGCACCACAUUCGCCGAUGUUAGAUCUGGAAAACAUACGGCGACAACCAAAACUUAUUUGAAAAAAAAAAAUUAAAAUUCUUUGAUACAUACAAAAGUGAUUUACGAAUUUAAUUGUUCUUGGGGGAUUUCGUUUCUUAGAUUGUAACGUAUUUAUUAUUAUUAAUAUUUUAUUAUUAUUAUUAUUUCUAAUUAUAAUUAAUAGAAAAUUUAUAUAUAUCUAUAUUACUUUGUUAGCCAAUCACUCACAAUCUCCUCAGUCUGAUAGUUGUCCACAAUAAGCUGAAAAUUAAUAAAUAAAAAUUAUUAAAUUAUUUUAAAUA